AUGGAGAAUUCUGAGAAAUCAUUUUCUGUUAUAGUUGGAGGACGUGAAUUUAUACUUCAAGAGUCUAGUAUUCUUCGUGAUGCUCCAAAUUAUUUCGCUGCAGCAUUUCUUGGUCCUUUUAAGGAGUCUUGUACGCGGCAACUUGUAAUAGACCGUAACCCAACUCUUUUCGAAUACAUUCAUGAAUACUUGAAAGGAUAUGAUAUAUUUUCAUUACCAAUAUACUCGAAUAAUGAUAACAAAAAUUGUGUUUCAGCUUUGACAACAAAAGCUUUAUUUGACGAAUGUCACGAAAAUUUAUUAAGGGAUGCACAGUUUUAUGGUUUAACGGGAUUAAUAAAAGAAAUAGAAGAACGGUACCGACCUAAACGUUUCACCUCCCGACACACAUAUAUUAAUCCUUUCUUAAUGCACAAAAAACAUUUGGCAUAUAAUCUCCGGGAUCUUGACGUCGAGAAAUUAUCCGUUGACGAAUUAGGAUAUCCCGUGUGGCAAGACCAAACUUCACUUGACGCUAAAAAAUAUUUGCUUCAUAUUCAUGCGCAAGAUUGUAUUCUUUCACUUGGCUUACAUCGUUCAGACGAGUCAGUUAAAGUAUCGUUAGAAUUUCAUGAUUCGCGUGAUAUUAAAAUAAUACAAGAACUUACAGAACAUUUUGGUGCGCAAACGAUAAAGUCUGAAGAUAUCGCAGAAGAGAAAAUUAAAAUUGGCGGGACACUUAAGGGAAAAACGGACAUUUCAGACGUGUUCCUUAAUAUUGAUGAUAUCAAUUGUACACUCUGGGAAUUACUUCAUUUUCGUGAUUAUUUAUCCGACAUAACUGUAACUGGUCCAAAACGACAACGAAUGCUAGAAUUAGAUAAUAUCAUUUAUAAUGAUUGGGUGUUUGGCGACAAAAUUUAUGGGAGAUUUUAU
Molecule: messenger RNA, 915 nt
Organism: Ambispora leptoticha
Lineage: Eukaryota; Fungi; Glomeromycota; Glomeromycetes; Archaeosporales; Ambisporaceae
Source: the annotation of a GenBank genome assembly